GUUCUCUCCGGGAACAAUAAAACCCCAGCGAAGUCUAAACAUUCUUCUUUUAUUCUUAACUCGUGUCUGUUAGAUAAAGCAUUUCUCUUUCUCUUUGUUCAAAUUUCACUAUGAAGAAGCUCCGCCGUGGAGGCACGGUUCAUCCAUCACCUAUCACAACCGAUCAUCUCUCUUUCCUUCCUGCUACCAUCUUAACCCUUGCGGCUGCUCUUUCCCCUGAAGACAGAGAAGUUUUGACCUAUCUCAUAUCUUGUUCUACCAACGAUUUUGGCAACUUUUCGAGCCACCCCAAAAGCACCCCAAAAAAUCCAACUAAAAGAAUCAUCAUCAGCAGGAGCGAUCAUGACCAUCCACCUCUUUUUACCUGUGAUUGUUUCAGGUGUUACAUGAGUUACUGGGUCAGGUGGGACUCGUCGCCAAACCGGCAGCUGAUACACGAGAUUAUAGAUGCUUUUGAAGAUGGGUUGACUAAAACCAACAAGACAAAGAGCAAGAAAGACAGGAAAAAGAAAGGCGGUGGUGCUGAUUUGAAACGACCCGAUUUGAGCUUACGAAAGAACGACUCAAUUGAGUCGAAAUCGGUGGAAGAGAGUAGCAGUAGCGGUAGUGGGGAUGGUGAACUUUGUGGGGCUGAUGGAGAAGAAGGAACGGAUAAGGGUUCAGUAAGGAGGUUUGUGAACUUCAUUGGAGAGAAGAUUUGGAAUGUUUGGGGCCAGUGAAUUUAGACGAGAAUCGAGGAAAAUAGGUGGGUUUAACUCAUGCCUUUUCCUAUCUAUAAGAGAAAUAAAAAUGAAAUUCUCAAUCUUUUUAAUUAAUUUUCCCGCUUUUUUUUUAAUAUAUAUUUAUUACACUCUUUUACAAUGUAAAAAUGGGUAGUUUAAAUCUUGAAUCAUCAUGUUUUUGUUGUUCUUGAAGCAACCUUUUGAUAAAGAUAUAUUUUACCAUUUUCUAGCUUAA
Durio zibethinus is the source of this 957-nucleotide messenger RNA. RefSeq lists its product as uncharacterized. NCBI's taxonomy places the organism in Eukaryota, Viridiplantae, Streptophyta, Magnoliopsida, Malvales, Malvaceae. The record is from RefSeq and is a predicted model, not a curated record.